This is a messenger RNA of Torulaspora globosa, 1149 nucleotides long. Its product is annotated as DMT family transporter. Gene Ontology annotation, biological process: regulation of peptide transport. The transcript has a single exon. Gene Ontology annotation, cellular component: membrane. NCBI's taxonomy places the organism in Eukaryota, Fungi, Ascomycota, Saccharomycetes, Saccharomycetales, Saccharomycetaceae. The record is from RefSeq and is a predicted model, not a curated record. The coding region runs from base 1 to 1149 and encodes 382 amino acids.
AUGAUCUCGAAGUUCAGUAAGAGAUGGAGUCUCGGGCUGAUGAUGCUUGGGCUGGUAAUUGUGCUUUGGGUGGUGUCUUCGUUCUUGAUAAGCCUGAUAUUUGAGGACAAUUCGUACAGGAAGCCGUUUUUCAUCACAUAUGUCAACACAGCAGCGUUCACCAUGUAUCUGCUGCCGACGGCGAGGGCGGUGGUGGCCAAGUACUGGAGAACGGGACAGCUGAAGAUCCGGGAGGAAUUGCGUCUGGAGGAGGAGGAAGCAGAGGUCGGGAGUGGUUUGUUGCGCAAGGACGAGGACGAGGGUGGUGUCGAGAGGCUUUCGCUGCGGGAGACCGUGAAACUGAGUGCGGAGUUCUGUGUUCUGUGGUUUUCGGCGAACUUUGUGACGAAUGCGUCGCUGGCGUACACCUCUGUAGCUUCGCAGACCAUUCUGUCGUCGACUUCUUCGUUUUUCACGCUGUUUGUCGGGGCGUUGUGCCAUGUCGAGAGGGUCAGCAAGGUCAAGGUCGCUGGAUCGGUGGUGUCGUUUGUUGGGAUUCUGCUGGUGACCAGGUCGGACUCGACACAGUCCAGGGCGGGCCAGGUGAAGCCUCUGCCGGGAGCGCGUGUCGAGCAGGGCGCGUCGAACGAGCCGCUGGUGACGUUGAUAGGCAACGUGCUGGCGCUGUCGGGCGCGCUGCUGUACGGUGUCUAUAGCACGCUUUUGAAGCGCAGGGUGAAGGACGAGUCUCGCGUUAACAUGAAGAUCUUCUUCGGUUGCGUGGGGUUACUGACGCUGCUUUUCCUGUGGCCUUCGAUGGUCGUGUUGGACUAUUUGGGUUGGGAAACUUUCGAAUGGCCCAGUUCGACUCGAGUGGUGGUUGUGAUAGUUUGCAACUGUCUGAUCACUUUCGUGUCCGAUUUCUGCUGGGCGAACGCCAUGCUGCUGACAAGCCCGCUCACGGUCACCGUGGGGUUGAGCGUCACUAUUCCGUUCGCGAUGUUUGGCGAUGUGAUCUUCAAGCGGAAGCCGAUGACUUUGCUGUAUCUGACCGGAGCCAUGCUGAUACUGGGAGCGUUCUUCAUCAUAAAUAGAAGUUCGGAGGAGGAGAACUUGGAAACUCUGAUAGAAGAUUCAGACCGACAUUCCAAUGUUGUGGCGACCGCAUGA